This is a messenger RNA of Rhopalosiphum padi (bird cherry-oat aphid), 809 nucleotides long. Its product is annotated as C-type lectin mannose-binding isoform-like. Gene Ontology annotation, biological process: biological process involved in interspecies interaction between organisms. The record is from RefSeq and is a predicted model, not a curated record. Gene Ontology annotation, cellular component: external side of plasma membrane. The transcript is spliced from 4 exons. Bases 92 to 664 code for a protein of 190 amino acids. Gene Ontology annotation, molecular function: carbohydrate binding. NCBI's taxonomy places the organism in Eukaryota, Metazoa, Arthropoda, Insecta, Hemiptera, Aphididae.
UUUCAUUAUAUUCGCUUUUCAGUGUUCGGAGGACUUUACUUGUACCUACCUAUUAACUUAUUUCGUAGUACGAGUAAUUUUCAAAACUAAAAUGAUUUUCUCUAAACGAAAUUUAUUUGUCAUUACUUUAACAGCUUUUAUUGUUUCUGACAUGACUACUAAUGCAGAUCCUUUAGAAAAAAAAGAAGCUGGAAUAGGAGCUUACAAUAGUGGCGAUUUCACCAUAUUUACCCCCAUGCCGGUUACCAAAUGGCCUGUUGCGAAAUCGGGCGAUAAGUAUUUUUACAUUGGAACAUUUUUUAAGGCUGAUUGGUUCAAAUCCAUGGCGUUUUGCAAUCUUCAUGGAAUGCGAUUGGCUAGCAUUACCACUGAACAACAAAAUAAGGAUCUGGUGCAACAGUUGGAAAACUUCGGUUAUGGUCAAGAUUCUCAUUUUUGGACCUCUGGUAACGAUCUAUCAGUUGAGGGCACGUUCGUUUGGUCAGGCAACGGCCAAAACUUCGGACGGUAUACCAAUUGGCUGGACGGCGAACCAAACAAUACCAAAGUGGACGACAAGGAUGAAGACUGUGUAGAAUAUUGGUAUAAAGGAAAUGAAGGUUUCAAAUGGAACGAUCAGUUUUGCACUUUCCAAGCAAAUUUUAUAUGUGAAUUGGUGAACUAAAUAAAAUACAAAAAAAAAAUGGUUACCAACAUGAUUGUAAUUUAAAAAUGUUUAUUUUUAAUGGUUGUAAAAAAAAAGAACUAUUAGGUUUAAAAAAAUGAAUAUUACUUUAUAGUUUGUCAAAUCAAUACAAAAUAUUAUUAAA